AUGAGGAAGCUGUGUCCGAACGUAGACAGAGACGAUGGUUUGGAGACGGUUUUGGAAAUUCCGAUACCGGAGGAGUUGUUCUCCGGUAUGGGCAAUAACGUAGCAUUGAGGUGUCAGAAUAUGAUGACGUGGAUGAAAGCUCAAACGGCUGAUAAAUUGUCGCAACCGCUAAUCGCUGCUCGUAUCAACGAGCUUCGUUUUCUUCUCUACCUCGUUGGAUCGCCUCUUAUACCUCUCCAGGUUCAAGUUGGUCACUCUGUUCAUAAGCCUGUCAAAGAUUCCUCCAUUCAAGCUUCCACGGCGAAAUACAUAGUGCAGCAAUACAUAGCGGCGACGGGAGGACCUGCAGCGUUAAACGCCGUGAACAGUAUGUGCGUUAUUGGACAAGUGAAGAUGACGGCGUCAGAGUUUCACCAAGGAGACGAUUCCAACGUUAACCUUAAAAGCAACGAUGAAAUGGGUGGUUUCAUAUUGUGGCAGAAAGAUCCAGAUCUGUGGUGUUUGGAGCUCGUUGUGUCUGGAUGUAAAGUCAUAUGCGGUAGUAACGGUCGGCUUUCGUGGCGACAUUCUUCUAACCAGCAAACACCGUCGUCCACCGGAACACCGAGACCUCUCCGCCGUUUUUUACAGGGUUUAGAUCCUCGUUCGACCGCUAAUAUGUUCCUCGACGCAACGUGCAUCGGAGAGAAGAUUAUCAACGGUGAGGAUUGCUUUAUACUGAAACUUGAGACGAGUCCGGCGGUUAGAGAGGCUCAAAGCGGUCCAGAGUUCGAGAUCAUUCAUCACACGAUAUGGGGUUAUUUCAGCCAGAGAUCGGGACUGUUGAUACAGUUUGAGGACUCGAGGCUUCUGAGUAUGCGGACCAAGGAAGGCGAUGUAUUUUGGGAGACUAGCGCCGAAUCGGUGAUGGAUGAUUAUCGGUACGUGGAUGAUGUGAACAUCGCUCACGGUGGGAAAACUACAGUUACGGUUUUUAGGUAUGGUGAAGCCUCGGCGAACCAUCGGAGACAGAUGACGGAGAAGUGGCGGAUCGAGGAAGUUGAUUUUAACAUUUGGGGUCUCUCGGUCGAUCAUUUUCGUCCUCCCGCCUUUUUGCUCACCGUGGGCAGGCCUAUCGUUGUGCCUGAUCGGACUGGGCAUGCUCUCUUGCCUACCCUUUAUGGACAAGCUAUGAAGCAUAACACACACUUCUUUGUUGAAUACUUGGCUCUCGAUUUGCUCAUGGCUAGUGAUGGCAGUUGCCAGGGUGUUAUUGCACUAAACAUGGAAGAUGGAACACUCCAUCGUUUCCGCUCUGCACAAACAAUUUUGGCCACUGGGGGUUAUGGAAGAGCAUACUUCUCUGCAACCUCAGCACAUACAUGCACAUAACCUCUCAUCACCGAAGGAUCCCGAGGUGAAGGUGUGGUAUUCUUAGAAACAGUGAAGGUGAACGAUUUAUGGAACGAUAUGCUCCAACUGCCAAAGAUCUUGCAUCAAGAGAUGUUGUGUCCAGAUCUGUGACUAUAGAAAUCAGGGAAGGUCGUGGUGUAGGUAUGCUUCCCUUUAAACUAGUUUUCUUUUUUUGGAGGAACUCUCAUUACAUGUCUUUGAGCUGUAUCCGUGCUUGAUUUUGUGAUACUUUAAUACUCUUUUUUUUUUUUUUGGAUAUGUUGCUAAAAUCGGCAUAAGGAUCAUAUCUAUCUCCAUUUGAAUCAUCUUCCACCAGAAGUUCUGAAAGAAAGGCUUCCAGGAGACAGCUGCAAUUUUUGCUGGUGUUGAUGUCACCAAAGAGCCAAUUCCAGUCUUGCCCACUGUUCACUACAACAUGGGUGGUAUCCCAACGGCGAGAUGCAGUGGUUCCUGGGCUUAUGGCUGCUGGGGAGGCAGCUUGUGCAUCUGUUCAUGGUGCCAACAGGCUUGGUGCAAAUUCUCUCCUCGACAUUCUUGUGUUUGGUCGUGCUUGUGCAAAUAGGGUUGCCGAGAUAAGCAAACCAGGUGAGACUCUAGAGGAGAAUGCAGGAAAGAAGAUAAUCGAAUGGCUGAACAAGUUAAGACACUCAAGCGGGUCGCUUCCUACAUCAAGUAUCAGAUUAAACAUGCAGCUGUCUUCCGCACCCAAGAAACAUUGGAAGAAGGUUGUCAGUUGAUCGACAAGGCAUGGGAAAGUUUCGAGGAUGUCCAAGUUAAAGAUGGGAGUUUGAUAUGAGACAAUAUAUAGAAACUGGAGAACCUUUUGAUAAACGCUUCCAUAACAAUGCAUUCAGCGGAAGCACGAAAGGAAAGCAGAGGAGCACAUGCUCGGGAGGAUUUCACGAAAAGAGAGGAUGGAGAAUGGAUGAAGCAUACAUUACAUUGGUGUUGGGGGUGGAUUUACAUCCUCCCUCAAAGGCCCAUUAGACAUUUAAUUAGGUCCACUUUUUUUAUAAAACCCUAAACAUCUUUCUUCUAUAAAUGGAGAACUACCUCCAUAUGAGAAAGGAUCUUGACCUCUUCUUAGACUUAAGAAAAUACUUUCAUAUAGAUUUUGUAUUCUAAGGUUCACUUUACCUUUGUAAUCAUUUUGGUGAUGAACCUUUAAUCAAUGAAAUCUAUUUUAUGUUCUUUUCCCAUUUGAUUUCAUUUGAUUAUUUCUCCUAAGCCUCAAGAAUCUAAUUUUAUUCUUAGAUUCUCUUAUUGUAUUGAUUCAACAAACACUACCAGCAUAAAUACCAUUUUUGGAUCAAACAGUUGGCGCUAGAAGGAGGGGCCAAGGAGAACUAUCUUCAAAACAAAUCAAAAAAAAAAAAAAAAAAGAAUUGCAAUGUCGUCUUGUUUCUGGGUUUUGGUUCUACAGAGCGAGAGAUACUGACGAUAACGGGUCAAAGUUUGAACCUUUCUUCAACCAACGACAAAGCUUAGCUGCGGAUUGACCCACCAAAGAACCAAGAUCCUCGUAGAGCUUGUCGUCUCUAUCCUCAUCGACGCGCCGGUGAAGAUUUCGUCUCGACCCGCCGGUGAAGCUUCCGUCUCGAUCCGCCGGUGAAGUUGACGGCGUCUCGUCCGCUUCUGCGCAAAAGUCCCGACCCAGAGCUCUUCAUCUACGGACCAGAGAGCUUUCCGUCCGAGAAGAGCUCGUCGGUGGAGAGCAUUGAGCUUGAGCUUUCCGUUCAGACAACUCAUCAAUCUGACUUGAGAUCGCGCUUAAUCUCCAAGAACAGGUCGCGCUUAAUCUCAGCAGCAAGGGACACCUCGUCACAAGUUGCCAUCUCCGCACGAGCUUCUCGUCUCGUCCUUUCGAUUGAGAAGAUUGCAACAGGGCUCACAAGCUUGAUCUUGGCAGAGCUCACGAGUUUGAUCUCAUCCAACGCUACCUAUGGCUCAAUCAUGAAGAUGCGUGGUCAUGCCAGACAUGGUCUUAACGGAAAGCAUCGCACCUGCUACUUUGUCAAGCAAUGGUGAAAGCUUCAAGUUUCAGAGAGGCUCAGUUGAUGAAUUCAUUUAAGGCCGCAGAGUUCUAAGGUCUCCGCAACUGGCGCGAACAGGAGAGAAGAAGAGUUCAGUAAGAACAAGCUCAUCACCUGAUCUCGCAUGACUGUUAUGAUAGCCCAUCACCUGAUCCUGCAAGAACAAGCUCAUGCUCCGUCAUGAUAUUUAGAGCAGCUCAAAGGUUCGAGGACGCCAACACCGAGAAGCCAAAACUGGACGUCACAAACAGAGCUCGGAUCUUAUCUUGGGGUAAAAGAGCUUUGGUGAAGGUGUUAUGGUAUCAUCAACCUCUCGAUUUUAUUUCAAGAAAGCUCUCCCAAGAGACAUGACCACAACAUCGGGUCCACCUCGAAACAAUUCUCCUCCUGCUAAAAGAUAAGUGUUCUAUUACUUAUGAGAUAACUCAUAUUAUUAUUGCUCGUAGCCUAUACAUGUUAAUAACUAAUAAUUGUCAUGUUAACGAGAAACUAGCUCCACCGCUUGCUUAAUAUUGAAACAAAACGUGUGUUUUUUCUUUUAUUUGGAUUUUGUUUGAUCUAAUCAUGAUUGUGGUUUUGAUGAACCAGAGUCAAUCACGAUUGUCAAGCCAAAAAGAAAAAUCAGAACCGGGAGUAACGUGGAGUCCUGAAGCCACCUCGCCACAAGAGACGUCCGGAGGCUCGAGACGAAACCUUCUCAGCAUAUUUGUGAUCUCUGCAAUCGAGAAGCAGACAAGUGACCCGCACCAAGAAUGACGAGCUCAAAUUCUCUCAACGAGCUUGCCGCAACCGGCACAAGCUCUAGACGAACUCAUUUUAAGCUCGGCUUGGAUAAGAGAUAACUACACCAUCUCAUCUCGGCGAGGUCUCUUCUUGAUCCAUGGCCGUCCAUCUCGGCGAGGUCUCCUCUCGAUUCAUAGCUAUCCGUCUCGACGAGAUCUCCAUCUCAGCAAGUCGUUUGUUGGUCUCUUUGGUGGCUCUUCAUUCUGGUCGUGUUAGCACCGUCACUACUGAUUCAGUGGACUUACUCAAGUGGUCAAGUGAUUCAGAGUAACAUCACGUUCUAGUCAAGUGGAAAACCAAAAAGGCGCUCGGUAACAUGUGUGGUGGAGAUGAUGACUCGAUCACGUUUCAUACGGUUGCCUACAUGAGACCGAAGAAGAAAGGAGUUCGAGCUCAUUGUCUCUCUCUCGGCAACCACUCCAUCUUCUCCACCACAAAGCAGAGCCAAAGAGAAAAACAUAGCCAACAAGCGGCUACCACCAUCAUGUACUCAUGCUUCAAAGGACAGCCCUCAGCUACGAGCUUGCUGGAAGCAGUACAAGCGACACAAACCAGCACGCUUUCUCAACAUCAUCAUAGCCUGAUGAACACACAAGCCAACAACUUGCUCGGGGCACACGAUCUCAACACAACACGAGACUUCGGGUCGGCAAUAGUUCGAGAUCGACUUCAUCUCUCUCUACGAACUUGGGAGGCUUACUGUUGGGGGUGGAUUUACAUCCUCCCUCAAAGGCCCAUUAGACAUUUAAUUAGGCCCACUUUCUUUAUAAAACCCUAAACAUCUUUCUUCUAUAAAUGGAGAACUACCUCCAUAUGAGAAAGGAUUUUGACCUCUUUUUAGACUUAAGAAAAUACUUUCAUAUAGAUUUUGUAUUUUAAGGUUCACUUUACCUUUGUAAUCAUUUUGGUGAUGAACCUUUAAUCAAUGAAAUCUAUUUUAUGUUCU
This is a messenger RNA of Brassica rapa (field mustard), 5154 nucleotides long. RefSeq lists its product as uncharacterized. The record is from RefSeq and is a predicted model, not a curated record. Lineage: Eukaryota; Viridiplantae; Streptophyta; Magnoliopsida; Brassicales; Brassicaceae.